This is a messenger RNA of Oryza sativa Japonica Group (Japanese rice), 1777 nucleotides long. Its product is annotated as probable membrane-associated kinase regulator 2. NCBI's taxonomy places the organism in Eukaryota, Viridiplantae, Streptophyta, Magnoliopsida, Poales, Poaceae. Gene Ontology annotation, cellular component: plasma membrane. The record is from RefSeq and is a predicted model, not a curated record.
GGAACAAACUAUCUCACGAUCUCACCGUUUAGUCCUUGAUGCACCACCUUCUCCGACCUCUCUCUUUCCACCCUCAAAAGGCUCCCCAAAAGAGUCCUUUUCUCAGUGCUGAGGCAGUAGGAGGUAGGAGUAGGAGCUAGAAACGAGUGAAGCUCACUGCGGCUAGCUGCUGUCUUGUGUUGUGUUGUGUUGUGUGGCAUGGAGACGUUCACCUUCCUCAAGUUCUUGCGCGGCGGCGCGGUUGCCGGCAACAAGGGCGGCGCCGUGGCGGCCACCACCAUAGCCGCGUCGGCGUGCGAGGACGGCGGAGGUGGGGGUGGGGGUGGAGGUGGAGGAGGGGAGGUGGAUGACGACGCGUCGUUCUUUGACCUGGAGUUCGCGGUGCCCGGCGACGAGAGUGCCGCGUCGGACGCGGAGGAGGAGAGGGUCGAGUUCAACUUCUCUGUCGCGGGGGAUGUCGCGUCCGGCGGCGAGGUGGUGACCGUGGACGACGCGGUGGCGGUGGCGCCGGGUGGCGAGUGCGGAGAGGCGAAGGUGGUGGAGCUGGUCUCGGAGGCGGCGGCACCGCCGGCGUCGUUCCUCCGGCCGGCGACUAAGUUCCGCGUGCUGCUGCUGAAGCUCAGGAAGCCGAAGGUCCCUGUCCCGGCGGAAUGUAACGGCGGCGGCGGCUCCCCGGCGCCGAAGACGAACCGUUUCUUGAUCAAGUUCCGAGUGGACGACGCGCCCUUCGUCUCGCUCUUCACGCGCGACAACAGCUCUCGCACCUCCGACGCCGGCGCCGGCGCCGGCGCAGCCAGGCCGGCUGUGCAGGCGCUGCAGACUCCCGAGGCGGCGGCCAUCACCGCCGAGGAACGGCGGUUCGCGAAGGAGAUGCUGCUCAAGUACCUGAACAAGAUCAAACCGCUUUACGUCAAGGUCUCCCGCCGCUACGGCGAGCGCCUCCGCUUCGCCAGCGCCAGCGAGGGCGAGGAGACGGACCUGGAGCCCGACCCCUCGCCGUCACCUUCCCCUUCCCCCUCCCCGGCGCCCACCCAGCCUCCUACCGCGGCGGCGGCGGCGGCGGUGGCCCCAGCGCCGCCGCAGCCGGUCGUCGUCGCCUGCGGCGUGCGCGCGCCCCGCGCCAGCGUGCCAGCCGGGCUGAAGCAGGUGUGCAAGCGCCUCGGCAAGAGCCGGUCCGCGUCCUCCGCAGUGGCCGCCGCGCCGUCCCCGUCGCUGCCGCCGCCGCCAUCCACCGCCGGGCAGCAGCCGCAGCGCCGCGACGACUCGCUGCUGCAGCUGCAGGACGGCAUCCAGAGCGCCAUUGCUCACUGCAAGCGCUCCUUCAACGCCUCCAAAGUAGGGUCGGAGUCGCCAUUGCUGCGGUCCAUGAGCGACACGAGGGACGGCGGAAGGGCCGACACCAAGGACGGCGGCGGCGGUGACGGCGGCGCUUGACUCGGACCGGCCGAUUCGCCGCUACGGACAAACGGUGAUCGCCGUGCUCAAACCGUAGCUUAGACGCUAGUAGUAUAAUUAGUUGUUGAUAUCGAACACAUGAUGCCGUGAUAAAAAAACGUGCAUGUGUGCGGCUUGUCUCAACGUGGCAAAAGAUUGUCUUUUUGGCCGCGAUGAACUCCCAUCUUGUUCCUAUCUGUAAUUUGCUCGCCGCCGUCUUAGCUCAAUAAUCUGGUAGUGCUAGCUUAGCAGUAUGCAUAUGUAAAAUAUUUCCAUCUCCCAUGUGAAGUCGCUCUCUAGUAAAUUGCUCCCUUUCUCGUAAUCUCGGGAGUGUUGUUACAUC